AUAGAUUCAUUAUCAACACUGCAUAACAGCAUGUUGCAGUUAGUUAUCACUUGCUUUGAGAGAUAGACGUGCAACUUGCCUCAACUGAGCUGCUAACAAACUAUGGGUGAUGCUGAUCAAUUGGUGGAAAUCAGUAGUACGCACUGGAUGGAGCUGAAAGACUUAUUCAAGAAUAGUUGGCCGAAGCAUGAGUUCGCUUACUACCUAUUGUGCAACUACGUGAGAUGGACGUCGGCUGAUCCACGGCUAAAGGAGAACAUCAAGAUCUACUCCUUGAACGGAUGCUGGAGAACGGAUGAAACCUUUGCGUUGAAGGAGGGGUUUGAAAUAUAUUUCUACAGCGCAGCAGAAGGUGCCGAUAGUCAGCAUUUGGUAAGAUUACUCUCGCUCAUGGAUUGGGAUGCGUGGCAAGAAAUAAGCAUGGAUUACCUCGAAAGGUUCCAUGCGGUGGUGGAGAAAGUUAUCAAUAUUCGGGGGCUUUCGAUUGUAAGCAGCUGUAUGGCGAACUAUUACUAUUUGGUAAAGAACCAAGCUCUUGAAAUGAACAUACCACCACUGCCUGAGGGAUUCGCUUUUGAAAGUCUGCAUGAAAAACAUUUGAGUUACAUCUACAGCCAAUGGCCACUGAAAGAUAAUAUUAGCUACGAGUCCGGCUAUCGGUUGCUCAAGCGUCUGAUACAAUACAAUGAAAGUGUUGGUUUGUUUGACCGUAGUGGACUGCUGGUGUCAUGGUGUUUGAGCGAUCAAACCGGGGCACAUUCUGAUCUUCAAACGGCCGUAGAGCAUAAACGACGUGGAUAUGGUCGGAUGGUGGUGGUGGAGUUAGCCAAACGUUUGGCACGCCGUGGAUCGGACUCAAAAGCGUAUGUGUUGAGCUCUAAUGAAAAUUCGAUCAAACUUUUUGAAGGCGUAGGAUUCCGGAAAAUUGAAAACCUACGUUGGGUAGUAGUCCAUCCAAGGGAUCCUACAAUGACAGAGAAUCUAAGUGCAAAGGACCUUCCCUAA
Molecule: messenger RNA, 1005 nt
Organism: Anopheles cruzii
Lineage: Eukaryota; Metazoa; Arthropoda; Insecta; Diptera; Culicidae
Exons: 4
Coding region: 103-1005 (300 amino acids)
Molecular function (GO): acyltransferase activity, transferring groups other than amino-acyl groups
Source: RefSeq, a predicted model, not a curated record